CAGAGGGCGUGGCCAGCACGUCCAUAGCAAGUCUUGCAAGUUCGUGAGGUCCGUCUGAGCCUGCGAAGACGUGUGGUUAAUAUCGCAUCGCUGGUUACCUGCAGAGACGACCAUAGCUAAGGUCCAACAAUGCAAUCCCAGGAGCUCCUGAAGCAACUGCACCUCCCCGGUGUGGAUGAUGUGCGGCAGUACCUGCGCAGCCUGUCCACACACACACUAGUGGGAGUGGGGGCCUUCACUGCCCUCACCGCCUACUGGUACAUCAGCCGGCCCAAGGCCCUGAAGCCGCCAUGUGACUUAAGAAUGCAGUCAGUUGAGGUUCCGGGAGGAAAGUAUGCCCGCAGGUCUGCGCUGAUGGACAGCGACAAACACAUGACCCACCUGUACGAAGACGCCAAGACCUUGUAUGAGUUCUUCCUCAGGGGGGUACGGGUCUCCAAUGAUGGCCCUUGUCUUGGAGCAAGAAAACCAAAGCAGCCGUAUGAGUGGCUGUCAUACUCCCAGGUAGCGGAGAAGGCAGAGAACCUGGGAUCCGCUUUGCUCCACUGGGGACACUCCAAAACCAAAAACCAGUUCGUCGGCAUCUUUGCUCAAAACCGACCAGAGUGGACAAUUUCUGAUCUGGCCUGCUAUACCUACUCCUUGGUGCCUGUACCUUUGUAUGACACUCUAGGCAAUGAGGCCAUCUCCUUCAUCAUCCACAAAGCCAGCCUUUCCACCAUACUGUGUGACGUUCCUGAGAAGGCCAGGCUGGUUCUGGACUGUGUGUCUGACAGGGAGCACAACGUUCGAACCAUAAUACUAAUGGAGCCUUUUGAUGAUGACCUGGUGGCCAAGGGGAAGGAGUGUGGCAUCGACAUCCUCAGUCUGAGCAAAGUGGAGGCUGUCGGCAAGGCCCACCACUUCAAACCAGUGCCUCCCAGUCCUAAAGAUAUGGCUGUUGUCUGCUUCACCAGUGGAACCACAGGAACCCCGAAGGGAGCCAUGCUAACACAUGAGAAUGUUGCUUCCAACAUCUCUGCCUUCAUCAAACUCAUUGGGGAUUACAUCAAAUUGGACCACCAUGAUGUUCACAUAUCCUACCUGCCCCUUGCCCAUAUGUUUGAGAGGACUAUUCAGGGGCUCAUUCUGGUGCACGGGGGGCAGAUUGGUUUCUACCAGGGAGACAUUCGUUUGCUGAUGGAUGAUGUCUCCACCCUUCGGCCCACAGUGUUUCCUAUGGUGCCACGCCUCCUCAACAGGUUGUUUGACAAGAUCCACGGGCAGGCAAACACCUCCCUCAAAAGGUGGGUGUUGGACUUUGCCUACAAGAGGAAGGAGGCGGCGCUACUGAGUGGCAUCGUUAGGAGGGACAGCAUAUGGGACAAGCUCCUCUUUAGCAAAGUACAGGCCAGCCUGGGAGGACGGGUGCGUUUGAUGAUGACAGGUGCUGCUCCAGUGUCUGCCACAGUCCUGAUGUUCCUGCGUGCCGUGCUGGGCUGCCAUUUUUAUGAGGGAUAUGGACAGACUGAAUGCACAGCUGGCUGCACGAUGUCAGUGCCAGGGGAUUGGACAGCAGGUCAUGUUGGAGCGCCCCUGCUCUGUAACACUGUGAAGCUGGUGGAUGUGGCUGACAUGAAAUACCUGGCUGCCAAUGGAGAAGGAGAGGUGUGUGUCAAAGGAGCCAAUGUGUUCCUGGGGUAUCUGAAUGAUCCAGAGAGGACAAAGGAGACCAUUGAUGCUGACGGGUGGGUCCACACAGGGGACAUUGGCAAGUGGUUACCGAAUGGUACUUUGAAAAUCGUGGACAGGAAGAAGCAUAUCUUUAAGCUGGCCCAGGGAGAGUAUAUUGCACCAGAGAAGAUUGAGAAUAUCUACACCCAUUGUGAUGCUGUGGCACAGAUCUUUGUGCAUGGGGACAGCCUGCAGGCAUGCCUAGUGGCCAUCAUUGUGCCAGACCCAGACUACCUGCCUGUCUGGGCUAAGAAAAGAGGACUGGAGGGAUCCUACACAGAGCUCUGCAACAACAUGGAUUUAAAAAAAGCCAUUUUAGAGGACAUACUGAAAUUAGGGAAUGAUGCUGGCCUGAAGUCCUUCGAGCAGGUGAAGGACAUCAGCCUGCACACAGAGAUGUUUUCUAUCCAAAAUGGCCUUCUCACUCCCACCCUCAAAGCAAAGAGAGCCGAACUCAGGAACUACUUCAGGGAGGAGAUUGAAAAACUGUACUCAGGGAUCAAGAUGUGAACAGUGGGACAAAGGAAGGCACCUGGAGAUGGUAGAAGUCUUUGAUGCCACUGAUUUAGGAUCUCUGUGAGACCGGGGCCAUGGAUUCCCUCUGCCCUGCGUGGCCAGAGCUCUCUGUCUCAGUAGAAAACACAGUAGGAUCAAAGGGGAAGAAGAAACUGGUUGAUGUUACCAUCAAUUGUACAUGAAUGAUGCCAUAUAGCAAUUGUUGGUAAUGUAAAUAACACCACAUACAAGUGCAUACUGUCAUUAAAUAAAACCACUCCAUACUUCAUUAGUAUUCUUAUGAUCCCACAUGGCAAAUUUGUCAGGGCUGCUUUUUCUAAACUAUGUGUUUCUAAGCACAAAACCUCACUGCUGACUAAUUGGGUAGCUGUAUUGUGAGCAAAAUAUUUUUACAGAGGUGUUUCAGGUGACUUUCAAUAGUUACAUUGAAUUAAAUGUAUCCGUGCCAACAUGCCUAUUUCAUUUUAAUUAUCUUUUAUGUAAGUAUAUAUCAGUCUACGUAAAUUCCAAUAAAGACUUCUGGAUUUUUUAAAUACACUUUUAGGGGAUUCUGGAACCAUGAAAAUGGGAAUUUAAUUUUAGGAGACAUCUGAAUAAAGGUCUUGUAAUAUUUUUAAAAGUUAAGAUACACCAAUACAUUAAUGUUUGUAAUCCAAUGUGUUUGCUUUGAUGGACAACUGUAACUAUUGCUGAAUGAAUUACGACUCAUCAAAUUAAGACUGAUCUCAGGCAUUUCAUCCUUUUAAAUGUUCUCAUUUUCCAUAUUAUCCUCACACUCAAAUCCCCACUUAAAUGUGAUUUAUUUCAAUAUAAAAUAUCAGCAAAACCGUAAUUGUAAUCCUGAGAGAGGUCUCAGUCUGUCAUUCAUUAAUUUCAAUGCCAUUACUUUAGAUAUGCCAAUUAUUUUUAAAGAAAAUAUUUGUAUGUGUAAAUUAUUUGUGUUGGGAAAUAAUUCAAAUGAAUGACUUAAUUUCAUUGUUGUAUUAGGUUGGGUUGUGAUUUGCUGUCUUUGUGCACAACUUGUAUCACAAGCAUAAUCAGAUUGAAUGUAGCACAGGUUAUAACCUGAAUGGUGCUGAUGUAUUCUCACUAAAAUGUUCUUUGGUAUUUGUUUUGUAAAAAAUAAAAUAAACAGAUGUCAAUUUA
Molecule: messenger RNA, 3375 nt
Organism: Esox lucius (northern pike)
Lineage: Eukaryota; Metazoa; Chordata; Actinopteri; Esociformes; Esocidae
Product: long-chain-fatty-acid--CoA ligase 1
Exons: 21
Coding region: 130-2223 (697 amino acids)
Biological process (GO): long-chain fatty-acyl-CoA biosynthetic process; long-chain fatty acid metabolic process; very long-chain fatty acid metabolic process
Cellular component (GO): endoplasmic reticulum; membrane
Molecular function (GO): arachidonate-CoA ligase activity
Source: RefSeq, a predicted model, not a curated record